AUGAGGGCUCUUUUGCCGAUUCUUGCGGCGAUUUUUGUAUCGUCAACACUGGCGUUUGAAGUGAGUUCAACAGUUCUAGACUAGAUCUCAAAAAAUCAGAAGUUUUUUAGUGUUCUCCUGAUGUUAUUCUUCGAAUGGCAACCAACAAACGAGAAAAACAAUUGGAGCGAGAAUGUCAUGAGCAAAAAACGAAUGUGGAUGUUUGCUCCACGAAAGAAGAUUUGGAGGCGGCUUGGAAGAAGUUUGAAGAAACUUCGUUGAAAUAUAAGGAAGAGGUGACAAAGUGUAGGAAUUAUGUGGAGGAGAAGAGUCGACCGAAGAGACAUCAUGAGGAGAAACAUCAGGAGAAUCAUGAUCAUCAGAAACAUCGGGAGGGAGAUGGACAUGAUCAUACUGGACAUAAUCAUAGACGUCGUAGACAUGGAGGUUUGUCUGAUCUUUGAGUUCUAAAAAAAACUGAAUGGGUUUUCAGAUGAUCCAAACGACACUACCAUUGAUCAUACUGGACAUAAUCACAAGAGAAGAAGUGUUGAAGGUGAGUUCUGAGACUUAUAACUUCUAGCAGCUUCGGAGAUCUGAAUUUUCUAAUUUCUGAUUUCAGAUGAUCCAAACGACACUACUGUCGAUCACACCGGACACAAUCAUAGACGUCGUAGACACGGAGGUUAGUUAAAAAUUUGAGAUUCAAAAAAAUCAGCAAAGUUUUUCAGACGAUCCAAGCGAUACUACCAUUGACCAUACUGGACACAACCACAGACGCCGUAGACACGGAGGUUUGGCUGAUCUUUGAGAUUCAAAAAAAAUCUGAAGGGGUUUUCAGAUGAUCCAAACGAUACAACCAUCGACCAUACCGGCCACAACCAUAAGAGAAGAAGUGUUGAAGGUAAGUUCGAAAAUCUCUGGAUUUUUCUAGUUCCAUCAGAUUCCCUGAAAUUAAAGUUUAACUUUCAGAUGAUCCAAACGACACUACCAUCGAUCACACCGGACAUAAUCACAAGAGAAGAAGUGUUGAAGGUGAGUUCUAGUCUGAUUUUUCGAAUUACUACAAAGAUCUCAAUUUCUAGAUGAUCCUAACGAUACCACUAUUGAUCAUACUGGACACAAUCACAGACGUCGUAGACAUGAAGGUUUGUCUUAAUUUUGAAUUCUAGAAAAUCAGCGAAGUUUUUCCAGAUGAUCCAAACGAUACCACCAUCGAUCACACCGGACAUAAUCACAAGAGAAGAAGUGUUGAAGGUAUGUUCAGAAAUCUCUGGAUUUUUCUAGAAGUUUAGGAUCAGCUUUUGGUUUAUGAUGAACAAUUUGAAGUGAUUUUUAAGAUGAUUAGAACUUUUAAAAGCUUCACCGUGAGAUUCUGGAAGUUCACAAUACAUUUUCAGAUGAUCCAAACGAUACCGCCAUUGAUCACACUGGACACAAUCACAGACGUCGUAGACACGGAGGUACAACCCUACCUCAUCUACCUUCAAAAUUCAACUAUACAUAUUUCCAGAUGACCCCAACGACACCACCAUCGAUCACACCGGCCACAAUCAUCGAAUCCGCCGCCAAACUUGCUCCACAAAAGGAACUCAAGAGCUCAACUCGCUGAACACCAAAUUCACUCAACAUUGUGAACGUGACAACAUCUGCCUGCCAUCCGAAGAUCUUCCAUCCGGUGCACAACAAGAUGAGUUCAAUCGAGUUCACAAAUUGCGUGCCACACAUUAUUCGGCCUAUUUGACCGAAUUGCACAAGUGUUAUGGGAAAUUGUGA
This is a messenger RNA of Caenorhabditis angaria, 1755 nucleotides long. NCBI's taxonomy places the organism in Eukaryota, Metazoa, Nematoda, Chromadorea, Rhabditida, Rhabditidae. The record is from the annotation of a GenBank genome assembly.